Molecule: messenger RNA, 255 nt
Organism: Linum trigynum
Lineage: Eukaryota; Viridiplantae; Streptophyta; Magnoliopsida; Malpighiales; Linaceae
Source: the annotation of a GenBank genome assembly
AUGGAUGAGUCGAUAGCAGGUGAGGGACGUGCUUCAUCCCACCCACCCUGCCGACACCAUCACCAGCCAACACACCUGCUUUCGAUUUCAAGGAACCCAAUGGCUAGCUAUCAAUCGGAUUCGGCGAAAUCGUCGCCGCACGUCACCAUCGGCGUAAACCACCUCCAACCGCUGGCCGAUUCGCUCAUUCCUCCGCCAUCCACCAUUCUCGUCCAGCGAGCUGACCUCUGCAGAGUUAGGGAUUGCAAGGCGUGA